GGCCUGAAGCUUGAUUGACGGGAGGCUUCGCCAAUUGCUUUGGGCUACAUACAAAGAGACGUUGUAACGUCCAAUUGUAGCUGAAAUCUGAAGAGGGAAGCGGCAUUGUUGGCGGAGAGACUUGGGUUUACGUCCCGCUUUGAGAUAAGGCUGUUGUCGAGUCUGAAUUUCGGGUUUAGUUAACCAUAAUACAAGAUAUACGUCUCUUUCCCCCGCCUGGUGUCGGUUCAAGGGGUGGGACCGGGAGAAUGAAUUUGAUAACGAGAGCUGAAUUUUCUGUUGAAAAAACCAAGAGAAAAAAAAGAAGAGAAUUAACUGAAGAACAGAAGCAAGAAAUUAAAGAUGCUUUUGAAUUGUUCGACACUGAUAAAGAUAAUGCUAUAGAUUAUCAUGAGCUAAAGGUGGCAAUGAGAGCCUUAGGUUUUGAUGUAAAAAAGGCAGAUGUAUUAAAGAUACUUAAAGAUUAUGAUCGGGAAGGAAGUGGCAAAAUCUCUUUUGAUGACUUUAAUGAAGUUGUUACAGACUGGAUACUUGAAAGAGAUCCACAUGAGGAGAUACUCAAGGCAUUUAAAUUGUUUGAUGAUGAUGAUUCAGGUAAAAUAAGCUUAAGAAAUCUGCGUCGUGUAGCUAGAGAACUUGGGGAAAACAUGACUGAUGAAGAACUUCGGGCAAUGAUUGAAGAAUUUGAUAAGGAUGGUGAUGGAGAAAUUAAUCAGGAGGAGUUUAUUGCUAUUAUGACUGGUGAUGUUUAAUAGUUCAAGAAACGAACUUGAUACAAAAAGGAAGGAUUGUUUUCAGAAGCUGCAUCGUUUUUAUUUCAGUUAAUAUCUACAGCAGGAGCCAUGAAAAAUUGUUAAAGGACCAAAAGAAAUAUAAAGUAUAUGUAUUGAGAGGUUAAUAUUUUAUAUCAUUAAAUUUUAGAAUAAGCGUGUUUGUUUGAGUACUCAUUUGUAAAAUAGCUUUGUAUAAAAUGUUUAAAUUAAAUCAUAAAAUUUUUUGACAUUAUUUUAGCAUUAGCUGUGGCCUUAGUUUUAUAUAAAAGUUUAACAGACACCCAUUUUAAUAAAGUCUUCUUUUUAUAUUCUGUAAACUUCGUUGGAGUAUUUAAUCCAGAGUCAGGCCCAAGUCAAUCAACUGACCUUUCUGUCUAAGGGGGAACUAAAAUUUGGGAUUACCUGCUCCUAGUCCAGCACUUUAACCAUUGGCUAUACUGAUUCUCAGUCUAAACCAACAAUUGGUUGUGGGAUUGUGGAUUUCAUUACAGAUUGGUAUCUGUUGAUGUGAUAGCAUUUGUGAAUUUUAAAGGGAAUCAAAAGGGAAAGGGCAUCAGUUUUCAUGAGAAGCAGCAGGAUAAAAUUAAGAAAAAAUACUUCCUUGAAUUAUUUGGGGGGGGGGAGGAAAUAUAAAAAUAAAGUAAUUCUAGUCAUACAAAAAUGUAUAAUCUUAAUAAGAAUCUUAAUAUUAAUGUUAAUACUGUGUUUUUAUGAAUGCAGUUGUCCAUCUCUAUAGCCAUGCUGAAAUAAAUUUGAAGAAGGGAUCUAGUAUUCUAGAAAAGUACACGAAGGUUUAUAUUUCUGUGCAAUCUCUUAAUAAUGAGAAAGCAUAUCUUCCUACCUAGGUGUUUAGUCAUAGUUUUUAUCUGGUACUUCAUGCCUGUUCUUGGGCUACUUUGAUUAAUGCCUCAGUGCUGUCUUUUAGUCCAUCUCUUUCUGGCCACUGGGACAGCACCAUGUGGUCAUCCUAAACAGAGGCCAUGGGGCAGAUCAGCUGGUUCUCCUUUCCAAAGGCAACCUGUGAUUUUCGAGAAUAUGUUUUUUACUUCCUCUUUUACCACUUCAUGUGCUGAGGAAAUCUCCAAGAUCAUCUUCGUGAAAAAGAACCAUGGCCCUCCUGUACAAUAUGGUGGCUGUGUGGUCCUGUCCUGGAAGUGGAUACCAUUUUGGGAGCUGCCACAAUUCUCGGAUUGUGAGAAUUGCAACCAUUUCCAAAAUGGUGUCCUUUUCUGGGAUGGCAUUAUGUGGCCUCUGUUUAGGUAGGUGGAUUGGCCAUGGUAGUGCAGUGGGUAGAAUGCAGUAUUGCAGGCUAAUUUUGCCAACUGCCAGCAGUUCAAUUCUUACUGGCUCAAGGUUGACUCAGCCUUCCAUCCUUCCGAAGUUGUUAAAAUGAGGACCCAGACUCUUGGGGGCAAUUUGCUGAUUCUACAAACCGCUUAGAGAGGGUUGUAAUUUCUGUUUGUGUUGAAAUUUUAAGGGCAGGGUUUUUGACUGAUUGGUUGAUAUCCUGUUAACCACAUGGUUUUUUUUUUUGGGGGGGGAUGUAAAAUAGAGGAGGUAGACAAGGGACAUUUAGGCAAUGAUAAAAUGAAAGAUGGGGAGAGACAGAGCCAAACUAGGCAAUUUCCCUUCCUUCCUUCCUUCCUUCCUUCCUUCCUUCCU
Molecule: messenger RNA, 2435 nt
Organism: Crotalus tigris (Tiger rattlesnake)
Lineage: Eukaryota; Metazoa; Chordata; Lepidosauria; Squamata; Viperidae
Gene: CETN3
Product: centrin 3
Exons: 5
Coding region: 249-752 (167 amino acids)
Biological process (GO): spindle pole body duplication
Cellular component (GO): microtubule organizing center
Molecular function (GO): microtubule binding; calcium ion binding
Source: RefSeq, a predicted model, not a curated record